This is a messenger RNA of Symbiodinium sp. CCMP2592, 1473 nucleotides long. The record is from the annotation of a GenBank genome assembly. NCBI's taxonomy places the organism in Eukaryota, Dinophyceae, Suessiales, Symbiodiniaceae.
AUGUUCCUUUUGCCCGCAAAACGUCGUCGUUUGCAGGGCAAGCAGAGCCCGCCCGAGGGGGCAAACACCAGGGAAGCACGGACGCAGGUGCAGACCUUGGUCCGAGAUGCGUGGGUGGCGAGGAGAAUGGUCGAGGAAGGCUCACAUGGGCACGCGCGGCGUAACAUCUUGCGUGUGGAGUUUAGUAAUGUGGAGCAGAGAGCUCCAUUGCUAGAGGCCAUGUGGGGCCGAAUUCCCGUGCAUCUCAUGGCAGCGGCCAGGGCUGUUUUGGCCGCUUGGCGUACAGAACAGCCUAUAGUGAUGAACGAGCAGCCGCUGCCUUCCUAUCGAGGUUCUGGCACAAUGUUCAGAUACAGUGGUUCCUGGUCCAAGAUCCCAGAUGUCAGGGCCAGCGCAAUGCUGGCAGAAGGCGACGCAAGGAUUGCCGAUGUGUGUCGCCUCUUGCAGGACAAUGCCGAUGUUGCAGCCCUUUGGAGAGAUUUCCAACGUUUUGCCGAGCAGCUACGGCAAAGCAGCAAGAUGGAUCGGUUGACUUUGGCGUGUGAGCUGCACACAGCUGUGAGUCUGGACACGCUGACGCCCAGCAUCCACUUCCAUCUCAUGUUUGACUCCAGACAGACGGUGACGCUGCCGAAGCCCAGUCUGUUGUUUCGUGGCGCCGUUCCGCAUCAGUCUGUGGAGUGCAAGCAAGCCCGUGGGAAAGCUUGCCGAAAGGCCUACGACCAGGGGCACUACUACCUGCAGGUGCCAAAGACUGGCUCCAUUCAUAUGACGACGACAGCAGCAGCCUUCACCACCUUCCCUGUUGCUCCGGAUUGGAUCACCAACUUAUGGCAGGCCUGUAAAAUCACGGAGCAGGUUGCGGAGCAGGAGUAUUUGCGCUGCAAGAAACACGUGAAAGCCUACUUAGACAACAUGAAGUUCCAUGCCCAAUGCGUGCAGACACAGGUCGUCAAAGCGAGGAAGGCGCAAGAUCUCCAGGAGCUUCAGCCCCUCAUGAAAAAGGCCGUCGUGAUCGAGCAAGUCCAGCGUGACUUCCUUCCACAAUUUACCCGACCCAUGUUCAGAAGGAGCUUUUUGGUCCUAAGUGGACCCACGCGCCUUGGCAAAACAAUCUUUGCCCGCAGUCUCUUCGGUCAUCGCGAGACACUAGAACUCAACUGCUGUGGAGUGAGUCAACCUGAUUUGCGUGCCUUUGACAAUUUGCUGCAUCGAGCCAUCUUGUAUGACGAAGCUUCGACGGCUAUGGUGCUCAGCAACCGUCGCCUUUUCCAGGGAUCUACAGAAGAGGUCACGCUCGCUCAUUCUGGAACAAACAUGUUCACCUACAGUGUGUACGUCUACAACGUCGCCAUGAUCCUGACAUCGAACUCUUGGCUACGUGAGCUGGAGGAAUUGCCGAGAGAGGAGCGCGAGUGGCUCGAAGGUAAUUCAAUUUGUAUAAAUUGCACGCAGCCGCUUUAUGAGACGUAA